AUGAUAAACCUGCUGAUGAGCAGAGCAGCACAUAGUACAUCUAGGGAGAAGCUUAGGCAUCUGAUGUUGGUGCUAGUGACGCUGCUGCUUCAGUUGCCACUCGUGGCAUGCAAAACCGAAGCUUCAACGUGUCCUGGAAGUGAGCCCAUUCCUCUUCCUCAUGAGUGGUACCAGCCUGGGCGCCUCCUCAUUGGUGGGGUUUCUUCUCAGAUCAUGUACCUUUUCCCUCAGCUUUCCUUCCAGGAUCACCCAUCUCAGGAGCUGGGCUUUGAUUGCCCAAUUGUUGUGACAAAAUUCUACCAGCACAUCCUGGCCUUGGCAUUUGCUGUAAAUGAGGUGAACAAGAAUCCCAGGAUCUUACCCAAUGUCACAAUUGGGUUCCAUAUCUCUGAUAGCUACUAUGAUGCAAGGAUGACCUAUCGUACUACUCUGGAUCUACUCUUCAAAUCAUACAGAUUCAUCCCCAGCUAUGAAUGCCAAUACCCUAAAAAUCUCAUAGCUAUCAUUGGGGGACUGAGUUCUGAUAUCUCCUUCCAUAUGGCAAAUGUCUUAAGCCUCUAUAAGAUUCCUCAGCUCCACACAGCUCUUAAAGACAUUUCAUUUAACAACUCAGCUGGAGAAACUGUGUCCUUGAAUGAUAAUGAGAGGAUGGGAGGUGGAUUUGACAUUGUGAACAUGGUCACAUUCCCAAACACCUCCUUCCUUAGAGUGAAAGUUGGAAGAGUGUAUCCCAAGGAUCCAGAUGGAAAAGAAAUCAUCCUCAAUGCAGAUUUAAUUGUGUGGCAUGAAAGCUUUAAUCAGGUUCGUCCCAUUUCCAUGUGUAAUGAACACUGCAAUGCUGGCUAUCAAAAGAGGAAGAAAGAAGGGGAGAAAUUUUGCUGCUAUGACUGUGCUCCAUGCCCAGAAGGGAAGAUUUCCAUCCUGAAGGACAUGGACGACUGCUUCAGGUGCCCAGAUGAUCAAUACCCCAGCAAGUACCGAAAUGCGUGCAUCCCCAGAAAUAUAACCUUCUUGUCUUAUGAAGAACCUUUAGGGAUCAGUUUAGCUUCAGUUGCUCUUUCCUUUUCCAUCAUUACAGCCUUGGUGUUAGGAACCUUUAUUAAGCAUAGAAAUACUCCCAUAGUCAAAGCCAACAACCGGGCCCUCACCUAUACCCUCCUCAUCUCCCUACUGCUCUGCUUCCUCUCUUCUUUGCUAUUUCUUGGACAACCUGGGAAAGUGACCUGCCUUCUCCGACAACCCACUUUUGGCAUCAUCUUCUCAGUAGCUGUUUCUUGUGUGUUGGCCAAAACCAUUACUGUGGUUGUAGCUUUCAUGGCCACCAAACCAGGGUCCCGAAUGAGGAAGUGGGUGGGGAAAAGACUGGCCAAAUCCAUUGUGUUUAGCUGCUCCUUUAUUCAAGUGGGCAUUUGCAUUGUGUGGCUAGGAACCUCUCCACCUUUCCCGGGUUUUGACAAGACAUCACUAACUAAAGAAAUUGUGGUCGAAUGCAAUGAAGGGUCUGUCACCAUGUUUUAUCUUGUCCUGGGCUACAUGGGACUUCUGGCCAUCAUCAGCUUCACUGUGGCUUUCCUGGCCAGGAAGUUGCCUGAUACCUUUAAUGAAGCCAAGUUCAUCACCUUCAGUAUGCUGAUGUUUUGCAGUGUUUGGUUGUCUUUUGUUCCAUCGUACCUGAGCACCAAAGGGAAAUAUAUGGUGGCUGUGGAGAUCUUCUCCAUCUUGGCCUCCACUGCUGGGCUGCUAGGUUGUAUAUUUUUCCCCAAGUUCUGCAUUAUUAUACUGAUGCCUCAGUUGAACAACAGGGAGCAGCUAAUAAGAAAAAAGAAUUCAAGACUCUAA
This is a messenger RNA of Rhineura floridana, 1839 nucleotides long. Its product is annotated as vomeronasal type-2 receptor 26-like. The coding region runs from base 1 to 1839 and encodes 612 amino acids. Gene Ontology annotation, cellular component: membrane. The record is from RefSeq and is a predicted model, not a curated record. Gene Ontology annotation, molecular function: G protein-coupled receptor activity. Gene Ontology annotation, biological process: G protein-coupled receptor signaling pathway. The transcript has 5 exons. NCBI's taxonomy places the organism in Eukaryota, Metazoa, Chordata, Lepidosauria, Squamata, Rhineuridae.